Molecule: messenger RNA, 1220 nt
Organism: Mangifera indica (mango)
Lineage: Eukaryota; Viridiplantae; Streptophyta; Magnoliopsida; Sapindales; Anacardiaceae
Exons: 6
Coding region: 107-1102 (331 amino acids)
Source: RefSeq, a predicted model, not a curated record
UUUAAGGCCCCACUUGGGGGCCGUUAAAAGCAUCGUCACUUCAAUUGGGUCAGCAAGAUCUGUCCACUUUUUGAGCUCUUUCACAAACUAGCCGUUGCUCUCUCUAAUGGCAGCUUCAGUAGAUACUCAAUCACCGGCCCACCUCAACAAGGUGUCUUCAGGCGUCAUGGGCACUUCUACUCUGUACAGCCCAUCUUCAGAUAAGCGUUUUUGGAGCAAUUUGCGUACCCAGGUCGUUUCGAUUCUCGAGGAUCGAAGCAGAAAGCUGUCGAAUGGAGAAAAUUUUGUCGAAGGAGUGAACAUAGGAGAUUCAGAUAAAGAGAAGCGCUUAAAGGAAGAUUCACAGCUACUGCUAAGAGGCUUUAACUCUGUUGCUCACACUUUGUCUCAGCUUUCAAACAAUAUUGACGAUGCCCUUCAGGGUGCUAGAGAUCUGGCCAAGCCUCCUACAAUGACCGAGAUAUUCCAAACCAAACUUAAGGAAGCAGAGUGUGAGGAAAAGGAAUCAAAAGAGCAACAAACUGAAGAAGAGACCAACAAGGGAGUGAAGAGGAAGUUUGAUCCCAAUGAAAGUUCGGAUGAUGCCCAGAAGGAAAAAGAGCCGAGCCCAAAAGAUAAAAAGAUGAAGAAAGCUAAAAAUCUUGCAAUUUCCAUGGCUAAUAAAGCAGCUUCACUUGCAAGAGAACUGGAAUCGAUACAAUCAGAUUUAUGCUCUAUGCAAGAGAGAUGCACAUCGCUCGAGGAAGAGAACAGGAGGCUCCGAGAUGGAUUCGAUGAAGGAAUUAGACCAGAGGAAGAUGAUCUGGUGAGGCUUCAAAUGGAGGCUCUGCUUGCAGAGAAAUCCCGAUUAGCAAAUGAAAAUGCAAAUCUAGUUAGAGAAAAUCAGUGCCUUCAUCAGCUAGUAGAGUAUCACCAAAUAGCCUCCCAAGACCUCUCCGAAUCACAUGAGCAAGUUCUACAGGGAAUGUGCUUAGACUUUUCAUCUCCAUCAUCGGCCAUAGCAGAAGAUGAUGGUGAUUAUGAAGCUGCACAAACUCCUGUCACAAAUUUGCUUCGUUUAUCCACUAGCCUUGAAGAGAGCUUCCCUGAAGAAAAGCAGUAAGUAGUCAUGAAAUGCAGCAAUGCUGUAAUGUUUUGUUCAGAUUUUAAGUUGCUUUUCACUUGAAAUGUAAAUUUUUAGGCUUUCCUUUGUCAAAAUAAACUAUGAAAAUUUAAUUUUA